Molecule: messenger RNA, 1203 nt
Organism: Amyelois transitella
Lineage: Eukaryota; Metazoa; Arthropoda; Insecta; Lepidoptera; Pyralidae
Gene: Dll
Product: homeotic protein distal-less
Exons: 7
Coding region: 19-1092 (357 amino acids)
Biological process (GO): regulation of transcription by RNA polymerase II
Molecular function (GO): RNA polymerase II cis-regulatory region sequence-specific DNA binding; DNA-binding transcription factor activity, RNA polymerase II-specific
Source: RefSeq, a predicted model, not a curated record
UCCACCCCCCAACCCGCCAUGACCACUCAAGACGCCUUAGACCACCAGCACCAUCACCUGGGGGGCUCCCAGACACCACACGACUCAACAAAUUCGACCCCAACUAACGUCUCAUCGAAAUCCGCUUUCAUAGAAUUACAGCAACACGGUUACGGGCCUUUUAAGGGGGGGUAUCAACAUCCCCAUCAUUUUGGGAGCCCCGGUGGUCAACAGAAUCCCCAUGAAGCGUCAGGGUUCCCGAGUCCAAGGUCCUUAGGUUAUCCGUUCCCUCCUAUGCACCAGAAUACAUAUGGCUACCAUUUAAGUUCGUACGCGCCUCAAUGUGCCAGUCCGCCUAAAGAUGAAAAAUGCGGGUUAUCUGACGACCCUGGUCUCCGUGUGAACGGGAAGGGGAAGAAGAUGAGGAAACCUCGCACGAUAUACUCCAGUCUCCAGCUGCAGCAGCUUAAUAGAAGGUUUCAGAGGACGCAGUACCUCGCGUUGCCUGAGAGGGCCGAGCUGGCGGCGAGUUUGGGCCUCACACAAACUCAGGUCAAAAUUUGGUUUCAAAAUCGGCGCAGCAAGUACAAGAAGAUGAUGAAGGCGGCGCAGGUGGGGGCGCAGCCCCCGAGCCUCGGCCUUCCACCUGGCUCUCCUCCGAGCAAUAACCAAUUAUUACAUGGUGGCGGCGGCAGCUCAAGUGGUUCACAGCAUUCUCCAUCAGCGUACCAAGGGGGGCCUGCGCAGGCGCACUCGCCGACGCCCAGCUCGACCCCGGUGUCCGAACUGUCCCCCGGACUGUCCCCAACUGGCACCCCGUGGGACGUGAAGCAGCCCCCUCAGCCGUCGUGGGACGUAAAGGUCGGAUAUCCCACAGCGGGGCGCUCGCCCGACGGCACCUCGUGUGACGUGAAGCCUCCGCACCAGCAGUCGUGGGACCCGAGGGUCGGAUAUGGCGCGCCGCCCGGCCCUUGGGAUAUGAAGGGCGCGCACGCAGCGCAUCCCCUACACCACCAGGGGGCGCCCCAGCCUCACCCCCCGUACGUGCCGCAGUACUCGUGGUACCAGACAGACACCAACCCUGGACUAUUGACGGUAUGGCCAGCAGUUUAACACAGAGCAUUCCAGAGAUACAAUUUAACGUAAAUACACGAAAUGGCGGACACAAGAUGGCGUCUUAUGCAAAUGGCGCCCAAACUUUUGGCACAACCAACUCUAUCUGUA